AUGCGCCCCGGCAAUCCCACCAUCGUUGGUCAAGUACAUGCGUGCAAGGAUGAGAUCCUCCGAGUCCUCGAUGAAGAUGGCUUUCCGACCGGGGGCUAUCACCUGCAUUUCCGGGAUCAAGAUGUCUCCAAGCCCGAGUACCCACUCGGAGAUCGGCCACAAACAACCCUCCGCCUCAUUAGUCUCCAUGUCUCUUCCGUCCCCAGAAGGCUGGGCCCAACCAAGGACAGCAUCGCCCGCAUUCCUCGUCAAAACGGGAUUGUGGGGGUCGAGGUCGAGAUCGUUUUCUUCGACAAAUGCUUCAGGCCGUCCUUGUUUAGCAUUAUGAGCACUGACCCGGCAGUGAGGGCGUACAGCGAUGGGAGAAGGGACAUCCUUGCCCUUGUGAAAAGGAGACCUGGUCGGGAAUGGUCCAUUCUCACGCUAUUCGGAAUGGGCCUCGACAAACCGAAGAGUACGCCGACGAUUGUAAUCUUCGUGAAUCCCUUCACAGCCCAUGACUGGGAAGACCUCGCCCUGCAGAUCCGACUUCCGCUGCCAAACGAUGACCCGGUGGCGCUUAAGAUGGAGGUGGAGUUCAUCCCUGGGCGCAUUACAGCCUACAACCCCGCUGACGCGAGCAAUUCCCCGCCUGGAAAUGCAGUUUCUUUCGCUACCAGGAUGCAUGCUGACGAUGUGCCAUCGGCGGGGGCCUCCAUAGCGGUGCUCCCAGAGCGUGGUGGCGGCUCGCUCGGCCCAUUCGUGACCCUGGACCUUGGCGAGAAGCGGCAUAGAGGAGCGCUCACUUGCUACCACGCUGUCCGUCCUCCGUAUGUGGCCAGCGCUGAGCAAUUGGAAACCGCAAAUAGCCAUGGGAGUUCCCCAUUCUCGCCACAUCAAGCAGAGUAG
Messenger RNA from Aspergillus calidoustus, 888 nucleotides. The record is from the annotation of a GenBank genome assembly. NCBI's taxonomy places the organism in Eukaryota, Fungi, Ascomycota, Eurotiomycetes, Eurotiales, Aspergillaceae.